AUGCUUCCGGACAAAUAUGUCGGGCUCAUAUUAGCCAUCAUGUCAACAAUGGCCAUUGGUACGAGUUUUGUGAUUACGAAAAAGGGGUUGAUGCAUGCUUCGGAGCGACAUGGUUUCGAGGGUGAAGGAUUCUCAUAUCUGAAGAGCCCGAUUUGGUGGGCAGGCGUCAUCACAUUGGGCAUUGGUGAAGUUGCCAACUUUGCCGCCUAUGCCUUUGCGCCCGCGAUCCUCGUCACACCUCUCGGUGCACUGAGUGUGCUGAUCGGUGCGGUCCUCGGUUCAUACUUCCUCAAGGAGCGGUUGGGUACAUUGGGCAAAUUGGGUUGCGCCAUGUGCCUUCUCGGAUCCGUCGUCAUUGUCCUCCAUGCGCCUCCUGACAAGCCGGUCGACAGAAUCGAUGUUCUGUUGGGAUAUGCUGUGAAAGCGCCUUUCCUGUUGUACUGUCUGGCGGUGGCCAUCUUCUCGACCGUGAUGAUCUAUCGGGUCGCGCCAGUAUACGGCAAGAAGAACCCGCUCAUUUUCAUCUCGAUUUGCUCUACAGUUGGCUCGGUCUCGGUCAUGUCCGUCAAGGCCUUCGGUAUUGCGGUCAAGCUCACUUUCCAGGGCAACAACCAAUUUGUCCAUGCGUCGACUUACGUGUUCGCCAUCGUUACCGGCUUCUGCAUUCUCACUCAAAUGAACUACUUUAACAAAGCAUUGAACUCGUUCUCGACCUCGAUUGUUAACCCCCUCUACUAUGUCACUUUCACGACCGCCACGCUCUGCGCCUCCUUCAUUCUCUUCCAGGGUUUCAACACCACCGAUGCAGUCAACACCAUUUCCUUACUCUGCGGAUUCCUGAUCAUCUUUACCGGCGUCUACCUCCUCAAUCUGUCCCGACACGACCCCGACGGAACAAGAAUGUCGAAUGCCAAGUUUGAUGAUGAUGGAGUGCCGACAGACGGCAUCGCCAGCUUUCAGACCCGGCGUUCAAUGCAGUCCCGCCGGAGCUCCUCCAGCGCCUACCUCAACGGCCACGGGGAUCGCGAAGGGCUCAUUCACUCGUACGACGUCGAGAACAACUCAGGCAUCGGGUUGCAUCAGUUGGGGGAAGAUAGUGAUGGAGAGCCAGGGCCGACGUUCUCGCGCAACGAAGAGCAACGUACGGCUAUCCACACCAAGCAGAAUAGCCAGAUCUGA
Penicillium cinerascens is the source of this 1179-nucleotide messenger RNA. RefSeq names its product DUF803 domain membrane protein. The record is from RefSeq and is a predicted model, not a curated record. Gene Ontology annotation, biological process: magnesium ion transport. Bases 1 to 1179 code for a protein of 392 amino acids. Lineage: Eukaryota; Fungi; Ascomycota; Eurotiomycetes; Eurotiales; Aspergillaceae. Gene Ontology annotation, molecular function: magnesium ion transmembrane transporter activity. Gene Ontology annotation, cellular component: membrane. The transcript is spliced from 8 exons.